CAUUUCCUCUCUUCUCUUCCCCUAUCAUACUCUCUCUUAUUUCCUUCUCUGCCGCCGCCGCCGCCCAGGCUCUGCUCCUCCAUUUCUCCACUCCUGUAAUUGAACUCUGCUCGGAUUACUUUGUUUUCUUUUCCGUUCAACCACUUAAAAAAUGGUGAACAAAGUUACGAGGAAGAAGCAUUACAGGCCUCCGGGGCAGAAGAAGGAGGGUAACGCAGCGAGAUAUGUGACCAGGUCGCAGGCUGUGAAGCAGCUGCAAGUUAGUUUGCCAGUUUUCAGGAAGCUAUGCAUUUUCAAGGGAGUUUUUCCUCGUGAGCCAAAAAAGAAGGUUAAAGGAAAUCACCACACUUACUACCAUUUGAAGGACGUUGCUUUUCUUCAUCAUGAGCCACUUCUGGAGAAAUUCAGAGAUAUUAGGGCAUAUGAAAAGAAGAUAAGCAAAGCUGAUGCAAAGAAGAAUAAGGAGCGUGCAAACUUUCUGAAAGAACACAGGCCUACAUAUGUAUUAGACAGGAUAAUAAGGGAGAGAUACCCAAAAUUCAUUGAUGCACUUAGAGAUUUGGAUGAUUGCCUCUCAAUGGUGCACCUUUUUGCGGCACUACCUGCACAAGAGAGGUUAAAGGUUGAGGCAAAGCGCAUUCAUAAUUGUCGAAGGUUGAGUCAUGAAUGGCAAGCAUUUAUUUCUCGAACUCAUAAACUACGAAAAGUUUUUAUAUCUGUGAAAGGCAUUUAUUAUCAGGCUGAGGUAGAAGGACAGAAGAUUACAUGGCUGACACCGCAUUCGCUGCAUCAGGCAUUGACUGAUGAUGUUGACCUAACUGUUAUUCUUAACUUCAUGGAAUUUUAUGAGACUCUUCUUGCCUUUGUGAACUUUCACGUAUAUCACUCAAUUAAUUUGAAGUAUCCACCGAUUCUGGACCCUCAUUUGGAGGCUUUGGCAGCAGAUCUUUAUGCUUUGUCAAGAUACUUUGAUGCCAACACUAGAAGUUCCCUAUUAGAUUCUCAGACUUCUAGUUCAUCUGGAUAUGAACAAGUAGAUGCUGAAGAAAACUCUGAACUUAGACUUGCGCAGCUUCAACACCAGCUAUCCUUAAAUGAGCCGACUGCUUUGAUGCAUCUUGUUGAAGAUGCAGCUGGUAAGAAUGAGGAUGAAGAUGAGGAUGAAGAUACUAGAGAAUGUAAGAAACUUUUUAAGAACAUGAAGUUCUUCUUAAGCCGUGAGGUUCCUAGAGAAUCACUACUUUUUGUUAUUCCUGCUUUUGGUGGCAUGGUUUCUUGGGAAGGAGAUGGAGCACCUUUUACGGAAUCUGACAAGACUAUUACCCAUCAGAUUGUAGACCGACCAACCCAGACUCACAAGUUCCUAUCUAGAGAGUAUGUUCAGCCACAAUGGGUUUUUGAUUGUGUGAAUACACGGUUGAUCUUGCCGACUGAAGAUUAUUUGGUGGGAAGGGUUCCUCCACCACACUUGUCACCUUUUGUUGACAAUGAGGCGGAAGGAUAUGUUCCAGAUUAUGCUGAGACCCUUAACCGUUUGAAGGCAGCUGCUAAAAGUGAAGUCUUGCCAUUGCCGGGAGUAGGGAAAGAAGAUUUGGAUGAUUCCCAGAAAUUAUUGGCUGAAGGUAUCAUUGAUCGAGCUGAGGCUAUCGAAGCUGCUGAAAAGAAACAGAAGAUGAUGGCUCUUGAGAAACAGUAUCAUGAUGAGCUAAAAUUGGAGCUUCAAGGAGUACAAUAUUCAUCAGCAACUUCAAAUGUUGAUAAGCAGUCGUCUGAUCAGGAGAAUGAGGGUGGUGAGGAUGCGGACCUCCCUGAUCCGGAACAAAUAGCCGAAGAUAAUGCUAACCUGCCAUUGGUUGUGAUGUCACGGAACAAGAAAAAACUUUAUGAAGCGAUGCAGAUUGGUAAAAGAAGGAAGAAGGGUGAAAUUGAUCUUCUCAAAGAAAGGAAGAGAAAACAUAAAGAAUCUAAAAAAUCGCAGUAAGUCGAGAGGAACCGCAAUUUUGUCUUUAAUUAUUUGUAAUACUAUAUUUGGAUGUCUAGAUAGUUUGCUCAAAGCAUCUAAGGUCUGUUGUUCAUGUCUCGCUUGAAGCUUGCUCUGAAGGGUUAUGGUUUGUCUUUCUGUAGUAUUAUUAAAUCAAAUACUUCUUUAGAACUCGUUAAUCUCUUUGCUUAGUCCACAUUCUAUAUCAGCAUCAUGCCUUGAUCAUCAUUCUCUUUGA
This is a messenger RNA of Cucurbita pepo subsp. pepo (vegetable marrow), 2219 nucleotides long. Its product is annotated as pescadillo homolog. Gene Ontology annotation, cellular component: nucleolus; PeBoW complex. Lineage: Eukaryota; Viridiplantae; Streptophyta; Magnoliopsida; Cucurbitales; Cucurbitaceae. Gene Ontology annotation, biological process: maturation of LSU-rRNA from tricistronic rRNA transcript (SSU-rRNA, 5.8S rRNA, LSU-rRNA); ribosome biogenesis. Gene Ontology annotation, molecular function: RNA binding. The record is from RefSeq and is a predicted model, not a curated record.